Molecule: messenger RNA, 4719 nt
Organism: Periophthalmus magnuspinnatus
Lineage: Eukaryota; Metazoa; Chordata; Actinopteri; Gobiiformes; Gobiidae
Gene: aqr
Product: aquarius intron-binding spliceosomal factor
Exons: 36
Coding region: 124-4560 (1478 amino acids)
Biological process (GO): mRNA splicing, via spliceosome
Cellular component (GO): catalytic step 2 spliceosome
Molecular function (GO): mRNA binding; helicase activity
Source: RefSeq, a predicted model, not a curated record
GUACCAAACCAGGAAGUCCGUCGCAAACAGCGCGUUUUGUGUACAUGCUUUUCUUUCGCCACCAAAAGAGCUCAUGCUGGAAUAAAAUCAUUAUAAAUAAAGUGACCUGUGCGUCUGUUCAAGAUGUCCACCUCCACAGAAAAGAAUGAAACUCCAGCGAAGAAGGCUGCAGCUCCGUCUGUGGCUCAGAUCAACGCUGAAUAUGUCACACAGUUGGCUAAUAAAUACUGGGCUCCCAAGGCCCAGAACAAACUGCCCUUUGACAAAAAAGUGGUGAAAGAUAUUUAUGAUCAGGAGAUUCUGCAGUCUAAAUUUGCAAUCAGGAAAAUCAUGUUACUGGAGUUUAGUCAGUACCUGGAGAACUACCUGUGGGUGAACUUCUCUCCUGAGGUGUCCAGUAACGCCUACAUCAUGUCCAUCUGCUGCAUCGUCAAUGAGAAGUUCAGAGAGAAUGUGCCUGCGUGGGAGGUGUUUAAGAAGCAGCCGGAGCACUUCCCGUGGUUCUUCCGCUGUGUGAUGGAGGCCGUGCUGCAGGGAGAGAGAGCCGGGCUAAUGCUGAAAGAACACACCGUACUACUGCUCUUCCUCGACCACUGCUUCAACAGCCUGGAGGUGGACCUGAUCAGGGAGCAGGUGCAGCAGCUCAUCUCUCUGCCCAUGUGGAUGUGUCUGCUACCAGCCAGACUGCAGCACGAGCUCAAGAAGGUCCCCAAGCUGCAGAAGUUCUGGAAUCUUAUCAAGAAGAAACUGGACAAGAUGGAUGCCGACGCCGCAGAGCAGUCUAAAAAGGAGAGGACUUUUCUGUCAGCGCUCAUCAAACAGUUCAUUCAAGUGUUGAUGUCCAUUCCAGCUACAGGGCCAGUGUCCAUGGACCAAGUGCACUACUGUGAGCGAUUCAUUGAGCUACUGAUUGAUUUGGAGGCGCUGCUCCCCACCCGCCGCUGGUUCAACACGGUGCUAGACGACUCCCACCUGGUGGUGCACUGUCACCUUUCCGGGCUCACCCAGCGGGAAAAGGAGGGACACCUCUUCUGUCAGCUGCUGGACAUGCUCAAGUUCUACGCUGGGUUUGAGAUCAACGACCAGACAGGCAACGCUCUGACCCAGAAAGAGAUGACCACGCUGCACUACGACAGGAUCAUCUCACUACAGAGGGCAGCCUUCGCCCACUUCCCCGAGCUCCUGGACUUUGCUCUGUCUAACGUGGCGGCAGUAGACACCAGAGAUUCCUUAAAGAAGCACUUCGGACAUCUCAGUCCAAACAAGCUCCACCAGGUGGCGUCGUACCUGUGCCUUUUACCAGAGCUGGCCGAAGGACAGGACACCAGCUAUGACAAGGACUUCCUCCUGGAGCUGCUGGUGUCUCGUCAUGAACGCAGGAUCUCUCAGAUAGAGCAGCUCAACCUCAUGCCUCUGUACCCCACGGAAAAGAUCAUCUGGGACCAAAACAUUGUGCCCACAGAAUACUACUCAGGAGAGGGGUGCCUGGCUUUACCCAAGCUGAAUCUGCAGUUCCUGACCCUCCAUGACUACCUGCUGAGGAACUUCAACCUUUUUCGCCUGGAGUCCACCUACGAGAUCAGACAGGACAUAGAGGAUGUGGUGUGGCGCAUGAAACCAUGGGAAUCCGAAUAUGGUGGUGUGGUGUUUGGGGGCUGGGCGCGCAUGGCACAGAUCAUCACGGCGUUCUCCAUCGUAGAAGUGGCCAAACCAAACAUCGGAGAGAGCUGGCCCGCCCGAGUGCGCGCCGAUGUCACCGUCAACCUCAACGUGCAGGACCACAUCAAGAACGAGUGGGAAGGCCUUAGAAAGCAUGACGUGUGCUUCCUGAUCACGGUGCGCCCCUCUCUCCCGUAUGGCACAAGAUUUGACCGUCGACAGCCCUUCCUGGAGCAGACCGGCCUGGUGUACGUGAGGGGCUGUGAGGUGCAGGGCAUGCUGGACGAUAAGGGGCGUGUCAUAGAGGAAGGUCCUGAACCCAGACCUAAGCUUCAUGGAGACACCAGAACAUUCCGCGUGUGGCUGGACCCAAACCAGUACCAGCAGGACAUGACCAACAACAUCCAGAGUGGAACUGAGGAUCCCUAUGAAACCUUCAACAUCCUCAUGAGACGCAAGCCCAAAGAGAACAACUUCAAGGCUGUGCUGGAGACCAUCAGACACCUCAUGAACACCGAGUGCGUGGUCCCAGACUGGCUCCAUGACAUCAUCCUGGGCUAUGGAGACCCAGGCAGUGCGCACUACUCCAAGAUGCCCAACCAGAUCUCCACCCUGGACUUCAACGACACCUUCCUCUCCCUAGACCACCUGCGCUCCAGCUUCCCCGGGUACACCAUCCAAGUCAAGGAGGAGAACUCAGCCCUGCAAGUGCCCCCCUUCAGAAUCAAGUUUCCCAUCUCGGAGCAGUCGGACAAGGGGAAGAAGAGGAAGGCUGGAGAAGAGGAGGAGAGGAAACAAGAAGGAAAGACUCUAAUAGUUGAACCGUACGUCGCUCCCAACAGAGGGCCAUAUCCCUAUAACCAGCCCAAGAGGAAUACAAUCCAGUUCACCCCCACACAGAUAGAAGCCAUUCGAGCCGGGAUGCAGCCAGGACUCACAAUGGUGGUUGGGCCUCCUGGGACUGGAAAGACUGAUGUGGCUGUCCAAAUCAUCUCAAAUAUUUACCACAACUUCCCUGAGCAGAGGACUCUCAUAGUGACACAUUCAAAUCAGGCUCUGAACCAGCUGUUUGAGAAGAUCAUGGCUCUGGACAUCGACGAGCGCCACCUCCUUCGUCUGGGCCACGGAGAGGAGGAGCUGGAGACCGAGAAGGACUUCAGCAGAUACGGGAGGGUGAACUACGUGUUAGCCCGCCGACUGGAGCUCCUGGGGGAGGUGGGUCGUCUGCAGGAGAGUCUGGAUGUCCCCGGAGACGUGUCCUACACCUGUGAGACUGCCGGGCACUUCUACCUCUAUCAGGUGAUCUCUCGCUGGGAGCAGUACCUGAGCAAGGUGAAGCCAAAACAGAGUAAAGCAGUGGAGGUGCAGGCCGUGGCGCAACACUUCCCCUUCCACAAGUUCUUCUCCAACGCCCCCCAGCCUGUGUUCAAAGGUCGCUCGUAUGAGGAGGACAUGGACAUCGCAGAGGGCUGCUACCGCCACAUCAAGAAAAUCUUCACUCAGCUUGAGGAGUUCAGGGCCUUUGAGCUGCUCAGAAGUGGACUGGACCGGUCCAAGUAUCUUCUGGUGAAGGAAGCUAAGAUCAUCGCUAUGACAUGUACUCACGCAGCCCUCAAACGCCACGACCUGGUGGAGCUGGGCUUUAAGUAUGACAACAUCCUGAUGGAGGAAGCAGCCCAGAUUUUGGAAAUUGAGACGUUCAUCCCUCUACUGUUACAGAACCCAGAGGAUGGCUACAGCAGACUAAAGCGCUGGAUCAUGAUCGGGGACCACCACCAGCUCCCCCCCGUCAUCAAGAACAUGGCCUUCCAGAAGUACUCCAACAUGGAGCAGUCCCUGUUCACCCGCUUCGUCCGACUCGGGGUGCCCACGGUGGACCUGGACGCGCAGGGACGAGCACGCGCCAGCCUGUGUAACCUGUAUAACUGGCGCUACAAACAGCUGGGCAACUUGCCGCAUGUGCAGCAGCUGCCUGAGUUCCAGGUGCCCAACCCCGGCCUGACCUUUGAUUUCCAGCUCAUCAAUGUAGAGGACUUCAACGGAGUGGGCGAGUCUGAGCCCAACCCCUACUUUUACCAGAACCUUGCCGAGGCAGAGUACUCUGUGGCCCUCUACAUGUACAUGCGUCUUCUGGGCUACCCCGCAGAGCGCAUCAGCAUCCUGACCACGUACAAUGGACAGAAGCACUUGAUCCGAGAUGUUAUCAACCAGCGCUGUGGCAACAACCCCUACUUCGGACAACCCAGCAAGGUGACCACAGUGGACAGGUUCCAGGGUCAGCAGAAUGACUACAUCAUCCUGUCUCUGGUACGCACCAAAGCCGUGGGUCAUCUGAGAGAUGUGCGGCGGUUGGUGGUUGCCAUGUCCAGAGCCAGGCUGGGGCUGUACAUCUUCGCUCGAGUGUCUUUGUUCCAGAACUGCUUUGAGUUGACCCCAGUGUUUAACCAGCUGACCGCUCGCCCUCUGGAGCUCCACAUACGCCCCAAUGAGUACUACAGCCAGGAGCAACCGAGGGAUGCGUUUGCGCAGCCAGACCGAGUGGUGAAGAACAUGCCGGAGAUGGCCAACCUGGUCUACAACAUGUACAUGCACAUGAUCCAGAGCAGCCAGAAGAACAGACAGCAACAGCAGCAGUUAGCCCAACCACCGAAGCAGAGCCAGCCCCCCAAAGACGAGAAGAAAACACCUGAGCCGACACAGGAGAAGCAGGGGGACAGAGAGGAACAAACGCCCAUGGACCAGGACACAUCAGAGGGGACGCACCCGGACACGGCCCCCAGCGAGACGGAGGACAAGAUGGACACCACAGAGCAAGCCACCACCAUGCCAGAACACCCGGGCAGGGACAGCGACAGCGACAGUGAAGAAGAGAAGGAGGAGGAAGAGGGCGGAGGGCAGUAGGACAGCUCGGAGCGGCCAUUUUGUUUAGAACUUUUAAAUGUACUUUGUGAUCCCUUAUUUUCUACCAAAUAAUAAAAUAAAUAGUGUUUUUUUCUAUCACUCAUCUGUAAUGGUGUCUACUUUUUUAGUAAAAUAAAAAAUGUGUAAAUCCAGUGCUGU